GGGGAUCGCUGGGCAGCAGAUGAUUGGCGGUCACAUUGAUUCGGUUCAGCCACCAGUAGUCAUCGGGCGAUUUUGAUAGAGGUGGCUCCUCGGGUCCAUGACGCGCCGCCAGAAGUCCUCAAACAUCACAUAAGGCGCCGCGGUGUGCUUGGCCUGAUCGGGUAGGAAGAUGACGUUGGCCAUCACGCGGCCGUCCUCAUCGACCAGUGGAUGGUGGAUUCUCACAACGCCGAUUCGGUGGUCCGGCACACCGAGGAGCUUCUCGACGUCCUCUUCCAGCUUGCGCUUGAACUCCACUUGGCGCAGAUCGCUCACGCGAAGCUUGCCCAUGUCGAGUUGGAUGGUGGUGGAAUAAGGGGUGCCCCAGUCUGUCGCACUCGGUGGCUCCAGCCCGAAAGUGAAUGGGAGCUCCUUCGGCUCAGAGAACCCAAUCAUCAGAGCCUUGUCUUCGCCAUAAUCGAUGAGUCGUCGCCGAUGUGCCGUGCUGUUGAGGUACUCUCGAAUCAACGGCACGUCGCGCCUGGCGUGCUCGUCAGGCUUGAGCGUUACGAGACCGACCACCUUGAGCGCGUCGCUCUCACGCGAACGGAGACAGCAGUUCUUGCCCAUCAGAUCGAUGUGCAGCGUCUUGAGGUCCGCCGAAGAAUAGCCGCUCACAAAGCACAUGUCCUCGCCCCCUUUCAUCUGCUCCUCGCUGCACUCUGGCAGCGGGAUGAUGGGGUAGGCCUGCGCCGAGAGGACGGGCACCAUCUGGCAGAGGAUGUCGGUGAGGGGCACGUGAGAGGGCACCACCACCGCAGACACUUGAUAGGGUCUGCAGUAGGUGGUCUCCAGCCCCAUGACCUCGACGUCCAGCACAGGAGAUCCACGUGUGCGGUUCACCCCCAGCAGCUGCAUCGCCGGCCGCACCUCCAAACCCACAAAGGCCGACGCACGGGCGGUCGGGCGAUCCGUCGAACUGAUCGCCUGAUCACAUCAAACACAUAUCAGUACAUUGUGUAUGCUCUUUGACUGUGCUCCUCUCCCUCCCUCCCUCCCUCCCUCCCUCCCCCACUCUCUCUCUCUCUCUCUCUCUCUCCCGCAGGCACCCCCGUACAUGAAUCAUGUAGAUCUUCUCGGCGGACUCGACCUGCGGUGUUCCCGCGAGCACUCCUGUCCUCUCGUUGAGCGUCAGCCCCAAAGGCAGCACAUCGCUCUCAAAGCGCAGCGGCACACCGCACUCCCAGGUCGGGCGGAGCUCGGGCAUGGGGAUCCCAACGGACAGUGUCGUCACGCCCCCAUAGCCGUAGCUCAGGGUGGUCGGUGCCGUGCGAGUUGCGUGACUGAUUGCGAGGGUAACGAUGACCCGAGAGACCACCCCGCCCACGACGUAGAAGAUCAGGUAAUUGAUCAGGUUGCUACAGAAGCCGGCGGCCAU
Messenger RNA from Vitrella brassicaformis, 1417 nucleotides. The record is from the annotation of a GenBank genome assembly. Lineage: Eukaryota; Vitrellaceae.